Messenger RNA from Aspergillus homomorphus CBS 101889, 2166 nucleotides. It is a transcript of the gene cat1, whose product is annotated as catalase catB. Gene Ontology annotation, molecular function: heme binding; catalase activity. Gene Ontology annotation, cellular component: cytosol. Gene Ontology annotation, biological process: response to oxidative stress; hydrogen peroxide catabolic process. Lineage: Eukaryota; Fungi; Ascomycota; Eurotiomycetes; Eurotiales; Aspergillaceae. The transcript is spliced from 6 exons. The record is from RefSeq and is a predicted model, not a curated record. The coding region runs from base 1 to 2166 and encodes 721 amino acids.
AUGCGCUCCAUCGGACUCCUCGGCCUCGUUGCCGUUGCGCAGGCUGCUUGUCCGUAUAUGACCGGCGAGCUCACCCGGCGUGAUGAUUCCGAUGCCUCUGAAGCCACUGAGGAGUUCCUCUCCCAGUAUUAUCUCAACGACAACAAUACCUACCUCACAAGUGACGUAGGCGGCCCUAUCGAAGAUCAGAACAGCCUCAGCGUCGGCGAGCGCGGUCCUACUUUGCUUGAAGACUUUAUUUUCCGCCAAAAGAUUCAACGCUUCGACCAUGAGCGAGUUCCCGAACGUGCCGUUCACGCUCGUGGUGCGGGUGCCCAUGGUGUAUUUGUCUCUUAUGGAGACUAUUCCAACCUCACCGCCGCCUCUUUUCUUUCCGAGGAGGGCAAGGAGACUCCUGUGUUUGUACGCUUCUCCACUGUCGCUGGUAGUCGCGGCAGUUCAGACUUGUCACGUGAUGUUCAUGGGUUCGCAACGCGCUUUUACACUGAUGAGGGCAAUUUUGAUCUCGUGGGCAAUAACAUUCCCGUCUUCUUCAUCCAGGAUGCCAUCCAGUUCCCUGAUUUGAUUCAUGCUGUCAAGCCUCGGGGCGAUAACGAGAUUCCGCAGGCUGCCACGGCGCAUGACUCCGCCUGGGACUUCUUCAGCCAGCAGCCCAGCUCUAUGCACACACUUUUCUGGGCAAUGUCUGGGCACGGGAUUCUACGAUCGUUCCGAUUCACGGACGGAUUCGGUGUUCACACCUUCCGCCUCGUCACGGACAGCGGCGCAACCAAGCUGGUCAAGUUCCACUGGAAAACGUUACAGGGCAAGGCUAGUCUGGUCUGGGAAGAAGCCCAGCAGGUAUCGGGAAAGAACCCCGACUUCUUGCGCCAGGAUCUUUUCGAGGCUAUUGAGGCGGGCCGCUACCCCGAGUGGGAGCUUGGCGUGCAAAUCAUGGAUGAAGCCGACCAGCUGCGUUUUGGCUUUGAUCUACUUGAUCCGACUAAGAUUGUGCCAGAGGAGUAUGUCCCUAUCACGAAGCUGGGUAAAAUGACCCUCAACCGCAACCCUCGCAACUACUUUGCCGAAACGGAGCAAGUCAUGUUCCAACCCGGUCACAUCGUUCGCGGUGUCGACUUCACCGAUGAUCCUCUCCUCCAAGGGCGUCUCUUCUCCUACCUUGACACUCAGCUGAAUCGGCACGGCGGACCCAACUUCGAGCAGCUACCCAUCAACCAACCUCGCGUGCCUGUGCAUAACAACAACCGUGACGGUGCAGGUCAAAUGUUCAUCCCCCUCAACCCCAACGCCUACAGCCCGAACACCCUCAACAGCGGGUCGCCCAAGCAGGCCAACCAGACCGUGGGCAAUGGCUUCUUCACGGCACCACGCCGUGUUGCCAGCGGAGAAUAUCUUCGCAGCACCUCUUCCACAUUCUCUGACGUUUGGUCUCAACCCCGGCUGUUCUACAACUCCCUCUCGCCCGCGGAACAGCAAUUCGUGAUUGACGCGAUUCGCUUCGAGAACGCUAAUGUGCAGAGCACCAUCGUCCGGGAGAACGUUGUUCUCCAACUCAACCGCAUCUCCAAUGACAUCGCCCGUCGUGUGGCCCGCGCUAUUGGUGUGAGCCCUCCGUCGCCUGAUCCCACUUACUACCACAGCAACACCACGGCCGGAGUGGGCACCUUUGGCACUCCCCUUAAGAAGCUGGACGGCCUGAAAGUUGGCUACCUUGCUUCGGUCCAGAAUCCGUCUUCCAUUACUGAUGCCAAGACUCUCGCCGAUUCUCUUUCGGACAAGAACGUUGACGUCGUUGUCGUGGCUGAGCGUCUCACCAGCGGUGUCAGUCAGACCUACUCCGCUUCGGACGCCAUCCAGUUUGAUGCUCUGGUCAUUGCCCCCGGUGCGGAGAGCUUGUUCGCAGCGACCUCGUUGACUGCACCUCAGGUCAAUGCCACUACACUGUAUCCGGCUGGCCGGCCGCUGCAGAUUCUGGUUGAUGGGUUCCGAUUCGGAAAGCCCGUUGCCGCGCUGGGAAGUGCAUCCGGAGCUCUGAAGAGCGCAGGCAUUACGUCUUCGAGAGAUGGAGUCUACGUAGCAGAUGCCGCUUCAAGUUCGUUCGUUGACAAGUUCACGGAGGGACUGAAGACCUUCAAGUUCUUGGACCGUUUUGCCGUUGAUAACUAG